This is a messenger RNA of Schistocerca cancellata (South American locust), 1023 nucleotides long. Its product is annotated as trypsin beta-like. Gene Ontology annotation, biological process: proteolysis. The coding region runs from base 1 to 1023 and encodes 340 amino acids. Gene Ontology annotation, molecular function: serine-type endopeptidase activity. Lineage: Eukaryota; Metazoa; Arthropoda; Insecta; Orthoptera; Acrididae. The transcript has 4 exons. The record is from RefSeq and is a predicted model, not a curated record.
AUGAAGUUUUCAGUGAUCGUAUUGAGCCUACUGGCUCCAGCUUUUGCGGCGCCGAAUUCUCCCAGGCUGUGGUCCAGAAGACAGGACCGCAUAAUCGGGGGUACCGAAACCACCAUUACGGAGUACCCCUGGCAGCUGUCUCUCCUCCUCGAAGGGCCCCACAGGUGCGGAGCUUCCAUCAUUAGCUCCAGCUGGGCGCUGACGGCUGCCCACUGCAUCGACGGUGUCCCGGCAUCUCUGUUGACCGUGCGUGCCGGCUCCACGUACAGAAACAGUGGCGGGACUGUGCUCGAUGUUGCACAGGCUAUCAAAAACAGACUGUAUUACAGGCCGGCUGCCGACUAUGACAUUGCGGUGGUGCAGCCCGCUGAGCCAUUACCGCUGUGCUCUGAUGUGCAGCCCGUGGGCCUUCCAGACGCCGGAUAUCAUCCUCCGAAUGGCCUCGCCGUUACUGUGGCGGGCUGGGGACUGAUAGCGUCCGAUGGAAGGAAUGCAAACGCACUGAUGAAGGUGGACAUUAGCAUUGUCGAUCGCUCUACUUGCCAGGAAAACAUGGGUAGCCUCGUAACGAAGCGGAUGGUGUGCGCCGGUGAGGCAGGCAAGUCUGUGUGCAACGGGGACUCCGGAGGUCCACUCGUCAGUGGUACCACACAGCCCGCUGAGCCAUUCCCUCUGGGCUCUGACGUGCAGCCCGUGGGCCUUCCAGACGCCGGAUAUCAUCCUCCGACGGGCCUAGCCGCCACUGUGACGGGCUGGGCAACGACAGCGUCCGGUGGAAGUUCUGCAUCCGCACUGAUGAAGGCGGACAUUAAUAUUAUCGAGCGCUCUACUUGCCGGGAACACAUGGGUAGGCUCGUAUCGAAGCGGAUGGUGUGCGCCGGUGAAGCAGGCAAGUCUGUGUGCAACAGGGACUCGGGAGGCCCACUCGUCAGUGGUACCACACAGGUUAUCCCGCACUUGUACAGUUUCCUCUAUCGCCAGCCAAGAUACACAUAUCCUACGUCACAUGCAACUAAAAACUAA